CGCUCCCGAAUGGCGAAUGGUUAGGCUCCUUUUGUUUUUCUUUCUCAUCAUCCUUCGAGUGCCCGAGUUGGCGAGUUGGCGAGUUGGAUCGUUCUUCAAACUCCCUGUUCCAUUCGGACUUUGGAGUUUUAACCCCGGCGUCUCGGGAUUGCACACUGCGGAUCUACCACCCCUUUUGGGCAUCCUCGACACUUCGAGAUCAUCACUCCCUGGUACUCAAGACGGUUUAGACCCAAAGGCUGCCAUUCCUGGGUCAUCCCUUUUCGUCAUAUUCUUGUUGGCAUGCUGCUGCAGUCGAGCCGUCCAUGUCGAAUACCACCUAGUCUGGUGUAGCCAGGUGAGUAUGUGUGCUUUUCCUUUCAAGGACACGCCAUUUCAACUGUGCCUUUGUCAUGAAGCAUCGUUGAGAUGCCCAUGUACAGAGUCACAAAGUGAGAGCAGUGGUACCUAACGAGUGAAGGGUUGUCGGCUUAUAAUUCUACAAGAUCUGAUUUCUCUUCCAUAACCAACAUCACCUCUUCUCCCCCCCUUUCCAUGAUGUAAGAUGGUUAUCGAGAGUUUCAUCCGGCCACGCAAUCUUUCCCGGGCGAUCCUUUCCG
This is a messenger RNA of Sodiomyces alkalinus F11, 599 nucleotides long. RefSeq lists its product as hypothetical. The coding region runs from base 17 to 451 and encodes 144 amino acids. The record is from RefSeq and is a predicted model, not a curated record. The transcript has a single exon. Lineage: Eukaryota; Fungi; Ascomycota; Sordariomycetes; Glomerellales; Plectosphaerellaceae.